This is a messenger RNA of Ruditapes philippinarum (Manila clam), 2332 nucleotides long. RefSeq lists its product as uncharacterized. The record is from RefSeq and is a predicted model, not a curated record. The coding region runs from base 163 to 1830 and encodes 555 amino acids. NCBI's taxonomy places the organism in Eukaryota, Metazoa, Mollusca, Bivalvia, Venerida, Veneridae. The transcript has 7 exons.
AGCAAUGACUUAAUCGGCGAUCUCAUGGUUAAAUAGUUAUCAGAUAAAAACUUUUCUGCAGGCGUUUUAAAUUGUGACGAAUUAUCAUUUAUUAAAACCGUUAACUUAAUGAGAGGACUUAAUGGAUUAAAUGAAAGACUGACGAGUCCUGCAUGAGCUGUAAUGGCUAGUAAGGUACUUGCUGAUGAUCUGUUUAACAAUUGGGUGCGCGGUGUAAUGGGAUUAGAAUACUUUCAGGAAGGUCUUCAAGAAUUUGUAGGAGACAAAGUACUGCAAUGCCGUGACAAAGCAGUUCAUCAGAUAUUACUACCAUUGCAACUACAACAAUGUAACCAGUGUACGUCUCAUAAUCUUUCACCAGAACAUUUAAACUCAAAAAAGGCAUGUAGCAGAAGCACAUGCAAUCAAAAAAGCCCGCAAAACUGUUUUGGGAGUAAACCAGGCGGACGCAGAAAAUGCCCUAAUGGCGUAUGUAGUAAAUUCUACGACGCAAUUAUAGAUGACCAUGUGUUUAAUGAUCCAUUAUGGAAGAAUACUGACCCAAGUACGUGGUGUUCCGAUCCACAUGGAUGGGGUUAUGGAAAAUGUUUUCAAACAACUAAAAGUCCAGGAACAUCGGCCAAAGACACGGAUGCCGCUGGUCUGCUCAGCAUCAUUAUAAACAACAAAUCAAUGCACAAUUUUGUGUCCGGUAUGAAUCCUCUUACAGCAAGUUGGUUUCAUAUGGCGAGGGACAUUCGAAAUAAAAUUUUACAUAGCUCAAAGCUUGAAGUCGACGAAGCAACUCUAUGUUCUUAUUUGGACGUGUUCAUAACAGUUCUUCAAGAUCCAAAGUGUCUGCUUAAUGAUAAUGCGUCAAAGAAUGCGGUAGAUAAACUUACACAGUUAAAAAACAAUACAAUACACAUUACCCAGGGAGACACUGUAUCACUUCUUGAGAAUAGAAACAAGGCGUUGACUGAACUUGACGAAAGAACAGCAGAAUCAUUGCGUAAACUAGAUGAAAAGGCAUUUGCUGUGUGGUAUGAUUUAAAAGAAGAUGUUGUUAAAUUAACGAAAAAAGCUUUAACUGAGGUUGAAAUCGCUGGGACGUCUGUAAAAGAAACUUUAUCUGUAGAGAAAAAUGAAGGUAUAUCCGACAUAAACAUAGCCCGUGCAAGUGCAGAACGAGAUAUUGCUAGAAAGAUAAAUCAUGGUUUAUCUGACAUUAACACUGCCCGUGCGCACUCAAAAGAAGACAUUGUCGAGAUGACGAAUGAUUGUUUAUUCGAAAUUAAAAAAGCUGAGACAGAGGUCUUGCAAAAUAUUAUGUCGGAGAGAAGACUAUACAUUGACGAACAAAAAAGUGACGAUAUCGCUGAUUUUCAAACAUCUGUGACGCAGAUAAAACAAGAUGCUUUAUCAGCCAUCGCUAAGGCGGUUGAAAAAACAGGAAAAGAGGAAAGUGUUUCAUGGUCUGCGUGGACAGAAUCUUUACUCAAAAAUGGUCUUCGGAAAUUUAGAUGUAAAGCCGAAAAUUCGAGACCAAUAUUAGAUUCAAAGGUAAUACAUGCAAAACAAGAUCACCAAGAAAAUGUGACAUUCAAUGAACAAAACCCCCAGCACAACCCAGCGACACAGCACAACCAGGAAGGAGCCCAGCAGGGCACCAAACAGGACGUGACACACGGCUUAUUCGCAGACUGGAUCUCAACAUUGCAUGGGAUAUCAAACCGAUGCAGAGAAGAAUCAUGGAAACUUUUUGCUGGCAGUCUCAAUAUUGAAUACAAGACAAAUACACAAAAUAGUAGAGCUUGGUUUACUAAACGAAAGCGGUGCAAGGCAGUUUAAGAUUAACGCAAUGGAAAUAUAGAACGGCAUUCUUAAAGAAGAGAUAACUAAGAAAGCAAGUGUGUAAAUUUGAAGACAAAAGCAAAAUUGUUACUUUUCUUUUACUCUGUGUUAUAUUUUUACUGGCAGAAACAUUUUAUUGAAAAUUCCACAGGAGAAAUGUAUAAGCAUUAUUCACCUUCUUAUUUGUAAACAGGAAAACUACAUAGCAUUUCCAUGUAAUUAAAAAAAAAGAAUCACAUUCACAUUGCUCUAGUUAUUACACAUUUCUGGUGACCUUGUUGAAAACUAGCAUUUUACACAUUGUUCAGUGACACAAAUGACAACAUGCUGGUUUUUCAUAAAAUACGUAUGUUGCGCAAAAAUAUGUUAAUCAAGAAGAAAAUUACGAAGUUUGCAAAGAAUAUUAUCAGUAAGUAAAGUAUAAACAUUUUUUAAUUGAAUUUUUUUACUGAAAGUUCUAAAAAAAACUCUGCAAGAUUUGUUCUCAGCAAUUCAUAUA